AUGAUCGACCACUUCACCAGAUGGCCCGAGGCUACGUCUAUCCGCGACAUCACCGGAGCGACGGUCGCCAGGACCUUCCUCAGCACCUGGAUCUCCCGUUUCGGCACGCCGGAUACCGUCACUACCGACCGCGGCGCCCAGUUCGAGUCGGAACUCUGGCGCCAGCUGAUGGUACUAAUCGGUUCCAAGAGGUGGGUCGACCAACUCCCCCAUGUCCUCCAUAACAUCUGGACAUCCUUCAAAGAGGACCUGCAGUGCACCGCUGUGGAAAUGGUCUACGGAACAACGCUCGCCCUCCCUGCAGAUUUCAUCGUCACAGCCGGCAACUUCGAACCAGGAACCUUCAGCAAACAACUCUGCGAACGGAUGACCCCGGUACGCAGCCGACCGACGAGACCCACCUGA
Messenger RNA from Penaeus vannamei (Pacific white shrimp), 405 nucleotides. The record is from RefSeq and is a predicted model, not a curated record. Lineage: Eukaryota; Metazoa; Arthropoda; Malacostraca; Decapoda; Penaeidae.